AUGGCACAAAAGUUUUCAGAAAUACUUGUGAUAAGGUCAGAGUUCAACUUCUUUCAAAGUAUCGCGAACUUGGAACCUUUCGAUCUAUCAAGAUUAGAAGUUGUUAUUGAUGAUGUUUUGAAUUACAUUUUAAGAGUCAAGGAAAUAUUUGAAUAUCUAGAUGCUAUCCCAGAUGAUUUGAAGGUCAAUUUGGAUUGGUUGGCUGAAGGAAAGUCUAAAUAUUAUGACAUCUACAGAAACAUUGAUUCAAUAGAUUCUGUUGUGCUACAAUCCCUAAAUUUAUUAGAAACCAACUUAAAUAAAGAUUCAUCCAUUGUUGAUACAGGUAUAUUUGACAAACUUGAUAAGUUAAGUGAACUGAGUCUAGAUGUGAAACAAAAUCAUUUGUUAAAGUUCAAAACUAACGUUGAUGUAUCAACAGAAUAUCAUGAAAUUUUCAAUACCACAAUGAACUCAAUUAACAAUGAACUGGAAAAUUGCUUGAAAAAAUGUUUCAGGAUCCAUGAAAGAAGAUUUAGCUCUCCAGUUCGUCAUGCUCCAACAUUUAACCUUGAGAUGUUGACCAAAAAGCUUUUGCAACAGAAAUCAAACCUUCGCUUACCUCUAUUGAAUGAAGUUGAUAAUGAACUUUAUGAAGAGUUCUUGGAUUUAAAGAGUAUAGUGGAUCCUUUGAAAGCUAGCUUACACUUCAUACCUUUAAGAAUUGAAGAAUUUCACGAAAAGCACAAAGAAUUGGGAUCUUUGAACGUUGCCAAAAUCACAACAAAAUACAACUCAUUGAUUAAGGAGCUUGAUUUCUUACAAAAUGAAGUCAAUGAUUUGAAAUAUGAGCUAGUAGACAAAAGAUGGGAUGAAAUCUUCAGUUAUUUGAAUACAGAGAUGUCGUUCUUGAUAUCAAGUGUUGAAAAGGAAACAAAAAAACUGAAUCAUCUCAAAGACAAAGAAGAACAUGGUUCAAUCGAGACUCAAAUUCUUAAAAAGAUGAGAUAUACUUGUCAAAUCGUUGAAAGUACAUUCACGUUAGUCAACCAAGCAAUUGAUGAAAAAUUGAUUGACAUCACAGUUGUGGAAAAAACCAACCAGUUAGCUGAACGUUGGUUAAAUGCAAAAGGUUCAAUACCAGAAGAAUAUACCGUAUACAUUGACGGUGAUGAUCUUGUCUUUGAGGAGUUGAAGCAAUUCAAAACAUUAUCACUUGAUGAAGACAACUCAAAAAAGAUACAAUUUGAUGAAGAAUCUAACGAAACAAAAACACCUGUCAAGUUCAAAAGAAGAAGUAGAGCCGGUGAAUUCUUUAUGGGAAAAAUGAAUUUAAGACCAGUUUUGAUUGAAAAUGAUCCCACUUCUGUUAGAAAGCCUGCUGAUCCAAAUAAUGUCCCAAAGAACGUGCUGGGCGAGAGCCUAAGACAUAACCAGCUAGAGAACUCACCUUCUAAACCCAGAUUGAUGGGAAUCAAGCCUCAAGAUUUUAACAAAAUUCCAGAUUUGAAAACAUCAUUAUCAAAAUUGCCAAAUGAACACAUCUUAACUGCUGCUGAUAUUCCAAGCAACCCACCGGUCGUCAAGUCUGAUUUAUCUACAAUGAGCCCAAUUGUUGAGGCACAAACACCACUGAAUCAAAAAUACACUGCAUCGGGCUUCUCAAAUAGUGAUGAUGAUGUUUUUCAAACUCCAUCGGUUUCUAGCAAAAGAGCUUCAACUAUAAGCUCGUCAAGGUUACCAAUACCAACAAAGCUUAAAAACUCAAAUCCAAAUGCUUCGAAGAUACCAAGGCCAAGCUCUCGCUUAGGAACUUUAGAUAGGGAAUCUUCAGUUUCAAAAUUACAUUCAGAUGGUUCAUCAUCAGUGACACGGGCAAGACCAGCAAGUGCAUUAGCUUCCACAAGACAAAGUCAGUCUGAAAGACCACCGUCAAGAAUUGGCAGAAUGAACAAAAGACACUCAAUGAUCCCACAAACUCCAGUUAGAGUUCCUUCAAGAACUUCAGAAAGAUCAAUAUCAAGAACUUCAGAUAGAAAGUCAUUAUUGCCUCAGCCGACACCAAUAAAGGAGAUUAUUGAAAGAGGUGGCUCGCGUUUAAGUGACAGACGCCCCGGUUCAGAAUUUAGGAGUUCAAGGAUCCUGGAUAAACCAGCAAAACCAAUAUGGAGAUGA
This is a messenger RNA of Hansenula anomala, 2154 nucleotides long. RefSeq names its product Kar9p (gene KAR9). Gene Ontology annotation, cellular component: spindle pole body; cell cortex; mating projection tip. The transcript has a single exon. Gene Ontology annotation, biological process: establishment of spindle localization; nuclear migration along microtubule; mitotic spindle orientation checkpoint signaling. Lineage: Eukaryota; Fungi; Ascomycota; Saccharomycetes; Phaffomycetales; Wickerhamomycetaceae. Bases 1 to 2154 code for a protein of 717 amino acids. The record is from RefSeq and is a predicted model, not a curated record.